AAGAUCAAAGCACGCAUAGGUACUUUACCUACUCUGACACCCACACGGCUGCGCCACGUCGUUGGCUGUGUCGGUGUUGCGGUGCACACUGAUGUAGACGGUGUAACACUAAUAAAAGUAUAAUAAAUGUUACCAAGACACAAGCACAGCGUACGGUACUAUUUGUCUGGAGGGAGGUUGGAGGCACUCGUACAAACGCCGGAGAGGCUGUGUUGUCACGACCCGCCAGUUUACCGUUGCGAGGCGCGUUGUGCGGCCAGACGCAGGAACGCCACCCGCGCGCCGCCGGCACCCCAAAGCUCUUCGCCGCUGCCUACGCUGAAAACCCUGGACUCUGGACUGUUUUCCGGGGUUGCAAGGACUCUAUCUAUACAUUGUGCAUCGAAGGGGUGUUCAUGAACUAAUGAUAUUGAUACUUGUUCUCUAACAUAGAGACGAAGUGCUACAACUCGUGCUUAUUUCACUGGAGUGUUAAUCCGAUUUCUUAUUGUUUAUUGGAUCGUUUGUUCUUCGGUGAAGAUACACCCGUGUGCAGCCAUCUUUAGACUGCAAUUUUAAAAUUGAAGAUAGUUCCGGAAUCAAGACAAAGGACUUCACUACAGCCAUGGCAAAGAUAUUUACUUAUAUCGUCUUUGUAAAUGCGAACUUAGUAAACUGAGUUCUUGAGAUAGAGAAGAAAGGGUUGGGGUGAAUAAUGGGAAAAAGGAACGUACGGAUCAAAUUCGCACACUCCAUUGGUCCACCGCUUGACUCGAGUACGUUGGGCACGUCCGAGUAGCGCCCCAGCCCACACUUCGCACACCUGCACAAUCAGUUACCGACGCUCUAGCGACUGCCAAUAAAGUACAAGUCAUAUCGGGUUUAAUUCACUUAUUUAAAUUUAGAUUUAUUUACCGUAGUACAAAAACAAACAGAAUACAAACACGACAACAUUUUACUCGAUGUAACAGAACUGAUAAUAAAACGAACCGAGUAGUCGUCCUCGGUUAUUAAAUUGAAACGGUAGUCAUGACGGCCACUGCCCCAGAACUGUCAAAAUCUGAUUUCUUUGAUUUCGUGACGUCUAAUGAAGUUACAGAUGCUCAGUAUAAGCAACAGAUGCGUUCUGUGAACGUGUUCAUGGAAUCACCAGAUUCGAGGUCAAAUCCUUUGCUCUCAGAAGAGCCCAAGGAGCAGAAUAAUAAUAAUUUAUUAAGCGUUACUGGUUCUCAAGUUGCCUCUAAUAAUAACAUGGCUACCGCAACUACUUCCACAACUCUUCAAAGUUUUGACUCAAUUUGGAAUGUUGAUCGUGACCGCGAUCGCUUAGAUACUGCCAUGCUAGAAGAUCUCAACAAGUUUUAUUGGAAUCAAGACAACGAAAUAAAUGGCACACACCCUUGUACAGACACCACAAUUUCUAAUAAACUUAUCAGUAAUACAGAUGGACAAAUUUACACCUUAACAGUUCUUAAUCAAGACAUUAAUGAAUCAAGUACGAAUCGUUACUGGCCGAAAGAAGAAGAUGUUUCCAUGUCUAGUCCUACUGACAUGGAACAACCUUCUUCUCUAGAUCUUGAAUCAAUUUUAAAUAUGAAUGGAUUUUCUAACGAUUUUAAUCAAGAUUUACCGAAAGUUGAUGAAUUUACUUAUGAAGAUGGAGACUCAGAAAGUCAAAAUACAGAUAUGACCUCAAGUAAUCUAGUAAAAGUAGAGCCAUACUCAUAUGAAGAUAAUGAUUUCCAAACCAGUGAUAAAAAAGAUGAAAAUUUAAAUACAAUUGUCAGCAAUGCUACAAUUUUAGAAACACAAGAUGAAUUCAAUAAUAAUAAUAAUGAUUGGAAAUUAACAGAUCAUAACACAGAGUCAAAUGAAUCUUUGUUAAGGAGUGCGUUACAAGGGAAGGCUUUUAUUAGAUAUAGCACUAUACAAAAGAAUGCUAUAAAACUUGAGCCUAGUACAGAGUUAAAAAGAUUAAUAAUAAACAAUAACAAUAAAGCUGAUGUACCAUCGAUGUAUCAAGACAACAAAGAUACAGACCCAGCAUUACUAAUGGCAAUUGGACCACCAAAUGGAAAUGUAAAUAUUUCGAUAUUAUUAGAAGACACCAAUGCGACAGUUAUCACUAAUGGUGAAAAUCCAUCAUCAACGCAAAGUGUCGAUGAUAUUAUACUGUCACAAUUAGAUAACAAUUAUCCAGAGGACUAUGAAAAGUUAAAACGGAUAGCGACAGAACUUGGAGAAUCAAUACAACCAUAUUAUACUGUAGAACCCAUCGACCCAACCCGUAAUGUAUACAACAUACAACAUAUAAACGGUGAAUUAGUUACGAUUCCUGCCAGUGAAGUUCAACUACCACAACACUUGCAAAUCGUGACCGCAUCGCCGACUGUUACUAGCACAAAAACAACGAGCAAAAAGUAUAAAAGAAUACCGAAUAAGAAUUCGCCACCAACAACUCAAACGCAGUCCGGCACAGCUAUUCAAGCAGCCACGUCGACAUCGAAUGGUGUUAGAAAGGAAAGGUCCCUCCAUUACUGCUCAAUUUGUUCAAAAGGGUUCAAAGAUAAAUACUCUGUGAACGUACACGUGAGGACGCACACGGGAGAGAAACCGUUUUCGUGUUCACUUUGUGGCAAAAGCUUUCGACAAAAAGCACACCUUGCAAAACACUAUCAGACGCAUAUCGCGCAGAAGAGUGCCGCAGCCAAUGGCACCGUCAAACCUAACAAGCAGAGGUAACCGCACCGACCGCCGCCACAUUUCGGUCAUUCACAUUCAUAGUCAAUUGAACUUUAUCACAGUGAUAAUCAAUGUAAUAAUUAUAUAAUUGAAUACCUAAAGGCUGAAAUAUCACACAUGAAUUUGGUAAGGUGCUAAUUAAUGUAGUAGUUGUAGAGAAAUAAGGCAGUUUUAAAAGAAAAAUUCGAAAGUUCUUGAACAUUGUCUUAAUUGUUAAUUUGUAUGUAAAUCCGUCCGUUACCGAAUACUUUUUAGCUUUAGCUAAGUAUAUAGGUAGUUUUAUAUAUAUAUGAGAUUAUGAUAAAGUUUACAUUCCAUAUUUAUUAGUCAUGUUAUGUUAAUUAAAUCUAAAGUCAAACGUAUUUCUACGCAUUUGUAAACUAUAUAUCGUUCCUGAGAAAAUAUUAAAUAAUCCGAUAUCUAACAGCAGCCAUACACAUUUAUAUUUUGUAUCAAUUAUACUUACAAGCUAUCUGGGCUCAUACUGAUAUCAAUAGUGAAAUGAAAAAAGUCAUCAGAUAAAUUCCGCCGACAAUGAUGAGCAACGUUGGGAUUACAGCUCGCCGCCGCCGUAAUUUCUCCCGCAGCGCGACCGACUAAACUUUCUAAAAAAUAAAAUAAAAAACAGAGUAAAAGAACGAGCAUUCAGUACCUACCAUCUUUCACCGCUCGACUAUCGCAUCUCUAUAUAGUGUUGCUCGCUGUUUUGGUCGUUAUUUUUUUUCAAUGCUCGGCUCAUGUAUUGCGUACUUACUCACUAUCGUUUUCGACAGUAUACCUACUGGCAUGCUAAUAACCGUCGUUACGUAAUAAGUUUUAAUAAUAUUGAGUACCUUGUAAUGCGAUAGAUUAUUAAAUUAAAAAUGAUUAUUGGCAUUAGCUUCGUCUUUGAAAGAACAAAUAGAUAAUUAUUUAGCCAUUCCAUCCAUAUCGGUCAAGACAGUGAACGGUUCUCAUUUCCAAUAUUACAUCUUUCUCCUCAUACUAGGAGAGGCCUGAUUGCUUCCAGAUUGCUAUAAAUUAGAAACACAAGUGCUGUUCCAAUAAUAGUCUUUAAAAUUGUGCUCCCUUUCUCGUCUAAUAAAUUGGCCUUUCUUUGUUCAGCCCGUGUACUACACAAUGCUUCGUCUUAAAUUGUUUACACAAAGUAAUAGAGGUCUGAUAACGUUUUCCUAUAAUAAUAUCAAGUUGUCGGCAAUCUACAAUCAAAAACAUGAAGGUGUCCAUUAUUAGUAAAAGUAGUAAAUUGCUACAUAUUAUAGACACUCCGUUUUAAUUCAUUUCACUAUCGUUUUCAGCCACAGAUAAUGUAAUGAUUUUUAAACAACGAGCUUUCACAGUUUCUAGUAAUUUAAAGAUUAUUAUCAUCUAUUCACAAUUCCAAAUCUAUUUAAUCUGCGCAUAACAGCAAAACGACUAACAUUAUAUAAAAUUUUCUGUUCAUUAAUAGAUUACACAGCAUAUAAUUUUAUAAAAAAGUAAAAUGAAUUUGAUUCGAUUCGACCUCCAUAGCAGGAAACUAAGUCUUUUUAAUGAGUAUUGAGUCGUGACACAGCACGUUGUGUGCGGGCGACGCGGGCGUCGGGCGUCGGGGCGCUAUUUGGCGCCGCGACUCCGAAACUCGACAUCGCACUCUGCCGCACCACGAUACCACGUUGCAAUAACUGCUGCUUUCUUUAAAUAAACAUAAUACUCAAUCUAAUCUUUUAAUUUUUGUUACGAUAUUUAUUGACAUUUUUAUGUCACGCAAUCGUAUUAAGUUCAGGUAGUUUUUCUCAGUACAAUAAAAUUAAUUAAUAUAGGCAGUGUGUAUAAAGCGUAGUAAAUACAAUCGUCAGUUGCAACAAAUAAAAUAAGCAUUAGGCGAUAAGGUCAAAUCGGUCAACAAUAAGCUUCGACCUCCGCACGUCACAACCACGUCCGCUAGCCGGUUGGUAUCACACAUUGGCGGGCCCGCAAUGUUGUUCAGGCACGACACGCGACCUAGCACGUUUCUUAUAAACUAUUUCAUUAAGUUUGAGGCCGCUAAAUAAAGUAAUUAAAUACAUCGACCCUAGAUAUUUAUCAUUUUUGUUUAAAUAAUCAUACACUGCGUUAUCGUAAUAUGUUUUAUAUACCGUUCAAGUUUUAAUAGAACUUUAUUGAUGUUAAAACAUUAAAAUUUUACUUUUAAAUUUAAUUUAAUAUUCAACAAAAUUAUUACGAAAAAUAACUGUAAAACAUUAAGGUCCACUCUUUGAUAGUUUAUCUACAACUCUAAUACCUAUUAUUAGUAUAUUAAAGAUGCUAGUACUGGAUCUCGUUAUAUGUAUAUAAUAUCUUGACAGAUUAACGUGAAUUUUAUGAUAACAUAGAUUAUAUUGACUGAAGUGGGUUUUAAGUAAAUACUUAUAUUUUACAUAUUUACUGUAACAUGAUGAUAUAAAAUUUGUUUUAUUCUCGUUUUAUCGAGAAUAGAGUAUUCUUUGUGCAAUUACGAUUUCUCCUUACUUUGUAUCUUGCCAAUAGAGAGAAAAAAUUGAUAGAAUAAAUAUAGAUGUAACUAAACACUGCCUAUAUCUACCACUUUCAGAUGUCUAUCAUAAAAAAUGUGUAUAUUAAUAAUAGUAUUGACAUAGAACUAGAACCAGAAUACAUUUAUUAUUAAUUUGACGUUCAAAUCUUAUUUUUGUACUGUCUGUAUAAAUAAUUGAUUUACCAUAUGAAAAAAUCAACCAAAUUAUUAUAAAUUAUGUAUUUACUUACCUGCUGCCGUUACUUGCGAUGACAUAAUCAUGCUGCAACAUCUGUAACUAAGAAAAUAUUAAGUAUUUAAUACACUCUAAUAUAGUUAAACAUAUGAUACUCUCAUUUUAUUUUAUUUUUUUUUAUAUUACUAAAAAUAUACUUAUAAACAUAAUGAAAUUUAUGUACAAACAUUGCUAGAGUCUGUAAUUUUAAUAAUGCACAUGAAAAAAUUUCGUUUAACUUUUUUAUUGCAGACAAUAAUGUUAAAUUAGGGCAUAUUGUAUUAUUCAGCAAUAUUUUGAUGUAUGUAAAUCACAACAUCUUCCAAUACGUUAAUAUUAUCUAUUUUAAAUUCACUUUCUCUGUACAUUCCUCUAUGUAUUGUAUAUAUUUAUAUUUUCUUUUGUUACAUAUGUGCGUAUUGAUAGUAUACAAAUUGACGUCAGAUAUUUUUUAUUUUAGGAGAACUUAUAGUUGCUAAAUCAGAGAAUAUACUGUUAACAAUACUCAUUAAUUGUAUAAUAGUAAUAAAUGACUUAUGAAAACAAUAAUUUGUGAAGUAAAUUUUAUAUACUCUACCACUCGUAUCUCAUUAGAUGGUAUUUUGAAAAGAUAGCGAAUUUAUAGUGUUAAUAAGUACUGUAAUGUAAUAUGAAACUUUGAGAGGUUUACCAAUUUAUUGUAAGAUGAUAAUAUGAAUACUUCGGUAAGAUAUGCGUGUGCAUAAAUGGUUGAUAAUAUAUUCUUGUAAUAUAUUAUUAUUAUGUUGAUUUUUGAAUACAUAUUUCAAAAAAGUUAUAUUAAUAUUGAUUGAUUUUUAUUGCAUUUGUUCCUGAGUUAAUAAUAUUAGAUUUUAUCGAUAAUUAUGUCUUAUUUAUAAGAUAUCUAUGAGUAAUUAAUGCAUGAGUAAUUUAAUUUUAUUUAGUAUAUGAGUGUAAAUUUAAGGGUGUCGUGGAUGACAUAUCGCAGUAGGAAGAUUCACAUAUUGUAAAUAAUAACAAUCACUUAUUUAUUUGGGAACGAUAUCCGAAGUGGACUUCUGGCAAUGCUGUAUAAGUUAAAUUGUUCACGAACAUAGAAUGUUACGUGCGAUUCAAAAGUCGUCUGUGUCACCCUUAAAUGACACCUGUUCUGUACAAUACUGUCAUUAUUUAUUUAUAGAACUAUGGUUAAGAUGAAAAUGAGAAACAAAAACAUAAUUGUAUUUUGAUUAACCGGAGCUGUGAUUUUUGCUUAUCUGUAUACCUACUUGUCUUUACCAAACAGUGUUACUUUAACGCUAGACAAAGUGGCACUGUACAAUCAUUAAAGUCUUCCAAACAUAAUUAUGUAAUGUAUUUGACUUAAUAAGGAAUACUUAUGAAGUGACUUCAGUGUGACAUAUAUUAAGCUGAGUAUUUAACGAAGUGAUGCAUAGUGCGUUGAGAACCGCACCCGUAGUUGCCUGACAGAUAUAAUCUGGUCACUUUAUAAUUUUGUAUCAGUAUCACACCGUUAAUUGUAAUAGUAAACGUAGCUACCAUAAUUUUUUUACAACAUUUACAGUUUUGUAUUGAAUUUCUUAUAUUUUUACUUUCCUACGUUAGUUUGCUAAUAAAAUGUUUUUAUGAUAUAA
This is a messenger RNA of Galleria mellonella (greater wax moth), 7063 nucleotides long. RefSeq lists its product as uncharacterized. The coding region runs from base 1009 to 2721 and encodes 570 amino acids. The record is from RefSeq and is a predicted model, not a curated record. NCBI's taxonomy places the organism in Eukaryota, Metazoa, Arthropoda, Insecta, Lepidoptera, Pyralidae. The transcript is spliced from 3 exons. Gene Ontology annotation, biological process: regulation of transcription by RNA polymerase II; cell fate commitment. Gene Ontology annotation, cellular component: nucleus; cytoplasm. Gene Ontology annotation, molecular function: histone deacetylase binding; DNA-binding transcription factor activity; RNA polymerase II cis-regulatory region sequence-specific DNA binding.